Periconia digitata is the source of this 1455-nucleotide messenger RNA. NCBI's taxonomy places the organism in Eukaryota, Fungi, Ascomycota, Dothideomycetes, Pleosporales, Periconiaceae. The record is from the annotation of a GenBank genome assembly.
UCCAUGGGGCCAAGCAAACGUUUCCCCACGACGUCGCCGUCGUCGUCGGCUUUGUCUCUCAACUUCUCACUCACUUCCUCCCCCAGACGCAAAAGCACCAUGAACUCCAACAAAUCCAUCCGGAAUCUCGGUUGGCCUCUUCUGAAAGCUCUGGUGUGUUUGUUCGUGCUGUUUGAGAUUGGCAGCUUUCUCCUCAGCGCGCGAUCGGAUCCGCAUCCUGUGUCCUCCGACAAGCCAGCCUCCCAGGCACCCGAGCCCAAGUUUUUGAGCGACCAAGAAGUGAUCAAAUCCACGCCAGAGGAUCCCGCCGACUGGGCCAAGAGCUUCCACCGGUAUGGACUAGCCGAGGCCCAAUGUACUUCGGAAUUCUCAGAUCUCUUCAAAGACAUUGCCCGUGCUGUCGAGCAUCGGAACACUAUCGGUCAUGUGCAGCCCAAGGAUCUUGAUAUCGGCUGGAAAGAAGAAGGCGCCGUGAGAGCCAUGAUCUACAACCAAAAACUCUUCAUCCUCGAGUCCAAGAUCAACGAUGGAUUCAUGAUCAGUCGCGCUCUUGGUACGCUCCAGCAGAUUGAUCGCGCACUGAAGGCCAGCCCCGAACCACUCCCCAACAUCGAAUUCUCCUUCGUCGUAGGCGACCUCCCCGACACAGAGCACGCCCACCACACCGUCUGGGCUCUCUCCCGACUCGCCGUGGACGAAGAAAUGUGGUUGAUGCCCGAUUUCGGAUAUUGGUCCUGGCCGUUGGACCUGGUCGGCAACUACGAGCAGAUCCGCACCGAAAUAAAGGCAAACGAAGUCGACUGGGCCCAAAAGAUCCCGAAAGCACUGUGGCGUGGCGCCGUCAAGACGAAUCCCGUCCGCAGCAAACUGUUGAAGGCGACGCGUGGCAAGAAGUGGGCGGAUGUCCAGGAGGUGAAAUGGAAGAACCGAACCGAUGUCGCCGCCGGAUCUGCGUCCUCGGCCAUGUCCAUGGUGGAUCAUUGCAAGCAUCAGUUCUUGAUCCAUACCGAGGGUCGGAGCUAUUCGGGCCGUGGGAAAUACCUGCUCAAUUGCGAGUCCAUUAUAUUCAUGCACAAGCGGGAGUGGGUCGAGCCGCACCACAGCGUACUGGUUUCAGAGGGUCUCAACCAGAACUUCGUCGAGGUCGAGCGUGACUUUUCGGAUAUGGAGGCCAAGAUCCAGGAACUCAUCAACAACCCGGAACGAGCAAAGGUAAUUGCUCAUAACAGCGCCACGACGUUCCGUGAUCGCUAUCUCACACCUGCCGCGCAAGCCUGCUACUGGCGACACAUGAUCCGGGCCUGGGCGCAAGUCAGUUUUACCCCCAAGCCGUGGGUAUUGAUCAACGGCGAGAAGAAGCUGAGGGGUGUACCUUUCGAAACAUAUGUUGUGCAAGCUCUCGAGAACACCAUCAAGACUUGCUCCGUAUGGAAAAAGAUGUCGCUACAGUGCUGA